Adineta steineri is the source of this 1905-nucleotide messenger RNA. The record is from the annotation of a GenBank genome assembly. Lineage: Eukaryota; Metazoa; Rotifera; Eurotatoria; Adinetida; Adinetidae.
AUGCCACCUAAAACAAUGCCUCCAGUACCAUUUUUCUUUCUAUUUGAUUUCUAUUUAAUGCAAGGAUCAACAGAUGAUAAUGAUGUCCUACCAGAAGCUAUUAUAUAUUUUUAUCCAACAGAUCCACAACUGAAAGAUCUAAAAAUAUUGGAUUGUGGUGAAAUUGUAGGAGUUGUACAAUAUUUUCAACAUGAUCUAUUUCGAUCUAUACCAAAAACAUUAUAUUUUCAAAAGACAUUUGUUGUACAUGAUUAUCAUGGAAGACAUAGCGGUUUUUUGUGUGCACCCCAUGAUUAUUAUACAGAAGAAGAAGCUGUGAUUCAUUUAAAAUAUAUUAUGGAUUUAUUUAAUAUGUUAUAUGGUACGUGGAACCAUGUGAAUUCAACCUAUGGACAAGAUCGUAAAAUAAAUGAAUUUCUUAAUCGAGCAUUAACACCUAUUGUACAUUAUGUAUUGAAUCAUAGACGAUCAAUACCUUACCUAUUUUCAGUUAUUGAAUAUGCACCAUUGAAAAAAGGUAAUCAACGAGUAUUAUUAGAAUGUAAACAUUGCCUGAAUUAUCUAAGAUCAGCAUAUGGAAUAAAAGAUGGGCUUAUUGGAUAUGAUAAAAAGAUUUUAUAUUCAUCAUAUGAUUUUGACACUACAUUUUAUUUACAACUUCUGUUUCAAAUAACAAAAGAUUUACCUGAAGAUCUAAUAUGUAUUCCAUGGGAUUCGGAAUUUAAAUUAAAAAAUGGUGUAUCACUUUUUCGUAUAUAUACUCGUCGAAAAUCAUCUUCAACAUCAACUCAUAAUGUCAUAGAUACAUCUCCUACGACUAAUACAACAACUCCAACUGCUAAUAUUACUACUACCAAAACGACAACAUCACCGAUAAAUAUCUUUAAUAGUUUAUCAUUUAUGUCAGAUGAUUCGUCUUCAUUAAGAAGUCAAUUUAGUACUAAUUCGGAACUAUCACCAUCACUUAAUGAUAGAAAACGUAGUGGUGUAUUGGUGCAACCUUAUCAAUCUUGUUCAUCUGAAGAAACAGGUUUCGAUACUGAUACAAUGGAUGAUUCAUCAUCUGCAAGUGCUGCUGAAGAAAGAAGUUCAGUUUUAUCGUCGAUUACUAGUAAUUCGGAUAAAAUAAGUGCAGAGAAACAGUCAUAUGAAGAAUCACUAACUGACGAACAAAAACUCGAGAAUUUACGAUCGCGUGCGUCAACAUUGAGUAAUGAUAUGGAAAAAACAAUCGAAAUUGAAUUUUUGAAUAGUCCAGAUGAUCUUAUCGAUCGAAUUCAUUUAACAGAAAUCGACGCAUUUGAAAGUAGUGAUGAUGAUGAUAUUGAAAAUUUUAAAGUUAUUCAUCGAACAACAACCGUAACAAGUGCACCUGAAGUAAUAAAACUACCAGAAAUUUUUAAGAGUGAUCGUCAGGAGGUCAAAGUUAGUUGGUCAAAUAUACCAGAUAAAAAUAAUGAAAAUGAACGAGAUGAGUUAGUAUUGUAUGUUCAAAGAAAUUCAAGAAUGGUAUUUGCUGGUGUUAUGGAACAAAGUUCAUUAUCGGAUGAAUAUCUAAAGACGCUGUGGAAUUUAAUGUUAUCACAAAUGGCUAAUAUGGAAACUGAAGUUCAAGUUAUAUCAACAACAAAUGAGAUGAUUAAACUAAGUACUGAUGUUAAAUAUCAAUUUAAUGAAAAUACUCAUUCCGCUGAUUUUGAACGAGUCUAUGAUGGACCACGAGUAUAUCGAAAAUUUCCUGCAGAAGAUAGUUCAUUUAUGGGAUUAUAUGCUCGAACAGAACUUAAUCGACAUCCAGAUCGAAAAGUUAUUGGACUUUCACGAGGGAGUCAUUUAAUAUCUGCCGAUCGUCGUUUACCUGAUCGUACAAUUUAUUUAUCACGACGAUUUCAAGAAAGUUUAUAA